GCUCCCUUUGCUUUCUUAAGCAAAUUCGCAGCCCUGACUGAGCCGGCGCUUCAGUGCAGAACCCACAGGCUGGAGCGGCACUUCUCCUCUCUGCAACACCACCGAGGCCCUUUUUCACUUAAUCAGACUUUGCAGGGUGUACUGUAGACAUGUACCGGUACCUGGGUGAACUCCUUGGCCGAGCGGGAGGCAGCGCUUUGGCCUCGGGACUCAGCGACGCCACUCUGCCGGCCUCGGCGUCUCUCAUGCGGCUGCGGCGCUACAGCGAGGCCGCGGGUAACGAGAACGACGACCCGAACUUCUUCCGCAUGGUGGAGAGCUUCUUCGACCGAGGCGCCGCGAUCAUCGAGGACAAACUCGUGGAAAACCUGAAGACCAGAGAGACGCCCGAGCAGAAGAGGCACCGAGUCCGGGGAAUCCUGAAGAUUAUCAAGCCUUGCAACCACGUCCUAGCCGUGAGUUUCCCCCUGAAGCGAGACAACGGCGAGUGGGAGAUGAUCGAGGGCUACCGAGCCCAGCACAGCCAGCACAGGACCCCCUGCAAGGGAGGUAUCCGUUACAGCACAGAAGUGUCUGUUGAUGAAGUGAAGGCUUUGGCUUCCUUGAUGACGUACAAAUGUGCUGUCGUUGAUGUACCGUUUGGUGGCGCAAAAGCUGGGGUGAAGAUCAAUCCCAAGAAUUACUCUGACCAAGAGCUGGAGAAAAUCACAAGACGGUUCACCAUUGAGCUGGCUAAGAAGGGAUUUAUUGGGCCAGGCAUUGAUGUCCCUGCUCCUGACAUGAGCACCGGCGAGAGGGAAAUGUCUUGGAUUGCUGACACGUACGCCAACACCAUGGGUCACCAUGAUAUCAAUGCCCAUGCGUGUGUGACGGGGAAGCCCAUUAGCCAGGGUGGCAUCCACGGGCGAAUCUCAGCCACCGGGCGAGGAGUUUUCCACGGCAUCGAGAACUUUGUCAAUGAAGCUGCCUACAUGAGUCAGCUAGAUUUGACUCCCGGCGUUGGAGACAAGACCUUCAUUAUUCAGGGCUUUGGUAAUGUGGGCUUGCACACCAUGCGUUACCUGCACCGCUACGGGGCGAAGUGUAUUGGAGUAGCGGAGUGGGACGGAAGCAUCUGGAACCCUAACGGCAUUGACCCCAAGGAGCUGGAAGAGUACAAACUGGCAAAUGGCACAGUUGUCGGCUUUCCCAACGCCACGCCCUACGAAGGCAACAUCUUGGAGGCUGAAUGUGACAUUUUGAUUCCUGCUGCUAGUGAAAAGCAAUUUACCAAGAAAAAUGCCAGCAAGAUCAAGGCUAAGAUUAUUGCUGAAGGAGCCAACGGCCCCACCACCGCUGAAGCUGAGAAGAUAUUCCUUGAAAGGAAUAUUAUGGUGAUUCCUGACCUGUACCUGAAUGCCGGUGGUGUGACCGUCUCCUACUUUGAGUGGCUGAAGAACUUGAAUCAUGUCAGUUACGGCAGACUGACCUUCAAAUAUGAGCGAGACUCCAACUACCAUCUCCUCAUGUCUGUGCAGGAGAGUCUGGAGAGGAAGUUUGGAAAGCAUGGUGGUGCCAUCCCUGUGGUCCCAACUUCUGAAUUUCAGGCCAGGAUUGCUGGAGCAUCUGAGAAGGACAUAGUGCACUCUGGACUGGCCUACACCAUGGAGCGCUCAGCUAGGCAAAUUAUGCGCACAGCCAGUAAGUACAACCUGGGGCUGGACCUGCGGACAGCGGCCUACGUCAACGCCAUCGAGAAAGUCUUUAAAGUGUACAGUGAGGCUGGCCUCACUUUCACAUAGACAACUGAUUUGGAUCUGUCCGUCCAUCCAUCCAUACAGACAUGCUGCAUCUUCACUGCCUCCUCCCCAGCUAAUGUUCUUCAGUUUACAUUUACCAUGUUCAUAUAUACUGUUUGUUUGUAUAUGGCAUAUGUUACUUAUAGCGUUAGGUUUUUCUUCCCUCACAGCUUUUAUCCACUCCAUCACACCAAAAGGGUCAUUCUUUCAAUAUACUGUCAUGUCCAUCUACUCAGAGUAAUAUCUUGCCAUGAAAAGGCUGGUAUUUAUACUGUAUAAUGCACAUUUUAUGUUGGUCUCUGCGGUGUUCUGUUUACAUCGUGCGCAAAGAUCCGUCCAGCCUUAAUAUCACACAGCACUCUGGAAAACACGAGUGAUCCUGUUUGUUUAAGGAACUCUUAAGGGUCUCUUUAAGCAACCGAAGACAUGCAAAGGUCAAUAAUAAUGGCAAUGCAUGGAAAAUGAUCUCAGGCUUUUAUGUUACCAAAUUGCACAGAUAUCUAUUUAUCUGUUCUUGCACUUGGCUUAUUUGAUUGAUUUAUCCUUUUAUUAUUAAAAAUUAUAUAUAUUCUAUAUAUGAGGGUGCUCUUUUGCCUAAUAUGCAACUGUCACCAAAUGCUUCCAUGGUCAAAGGUAUGAAGCAUGUCUUAAAGUUUAACAUGCAGAAUAUAUGUAUGUGGAAGGGAUUGUGUUUGGGAACAAAUGGUUUAUUUUCUUUAUUAAAUAUAAAGUGACUUUGAAGCUUAUUGGGAGGAGAGUUUAUAUGGCUUUGUUCAAGUUAAAAUGUAAUAAAAUCUAUAUACGGUUGUACCAUA
Neoarius graeffei (lesser salmon catfish) is the source of this 2593-nucleotide messenger RNA. RefSeq names its product glutamate dehydrogenase 1a (gene glud1a). The transcript has 13 exons. The record is from RefSeq and is a predicted model, not a curated record. Gene Ontology annotation, biological process: L-glutamate catabolic process. The coding region runs from base 150 to 1781 and encodes 543 amino acids. Gene Ontology annotation, cellular component: mitochondrion. Gene Ontology annotation, molecular function: L-glutamate dehydrogenase (NAD+) activity. NCBI's taxonomy places the organism in Eukaryota, Metazoa, Chordata, Actinopteri, Siluriformes, Ariidae.